Molecule: messenger RNA, 10589 nt
Organism: Coregonus sp. 'balchen'
Lineage: Eukaryota; Metazoa; Chordata; Actinopteri; Salmoniformes; Salmonidae
Source: the annotation of a GenBank genome assembly
UGCACUGGGUGGGGAGAGAGUGAGAGUCACAAGUUCGCUUCGGUUGUAUGCAAUGUGGACACGGAAGGGUGAGCUUGAAUUUAUAGUUUUGUUUAUGACGUGUGCCAAUAUUGCAGUUUGUGUUUCUAAAUUUGAGACUAAUGUGUGUGUUUUGAUUCUGUUUGGGUGUUUUUGUAUGUGUUAGACGUACAGUGAGGGAAAAAAGUAUUUGAUCCCCUGCUGAUUUUGUACGUUUUCCCACUGACAAGGACAUGAUCAGUCUAUAAUUUUAAUGGUAGGUUUAUUUGAACAGUGAGAGACAGAAUAACAACAACAAAAAAUCCAGAAAAACGCAUGUCAAAAAUGUUAUAAAUUGAUUUGCAUUUUAAUGAGGGAAAUAAGUAUUUGACCCCUCUGCAAAACAUGACUUAGUACUUGGUGGCAAAACCCUUGUUGGCAAUCACAGAGGUCAGACGUUUCUUGUAGUUGGCCACCAGGUUUGCACACAUCUCAGGAGGGAUUUUGUUCCACUCCUCUUUGCAGAUCUUCUCCAAGUCAUUAAGGUUUCGAGGCUGACGUUUGGCAACUCGAACCUUCAGCUCCCUCCACAGAUUUUCUAUGGGAUUAAGGUCUGGAGACUGGCUAGGCCACUCCAGGACCUUAAUGUGCUUCUUCUUGAGCCACUCCUUUGUUGCCUUGGCCGUGUGUUUUGGGUCAUUGUCAUGCUGGAAUACCCACCCACGACCCAUUUUCAAUGCCCUGGCUGAGGGAAGGAGGUUCUCACCCAAGAUUUGACGGUAUAUGGCCCCGUCCAUCAUCCCUUUGAUGCUGUGAAGUUGUCCUGUCCCCUUAGCAGAAAAACACCCCCAAAGCAUAAUGUUUCCACCUCCAUGUUUGACGGUGGGGAUGGUGUUCAUGGGGUCAUAGGCAGCAUUCCUCCAAACACGGCGAGUUGAGUUGAUGCCAAAGAGUAGUUCUGGGCUUAUUCCUCACCGUUCUCAUGAUCAUUGCAACUCCACGAGGUGAGAUCUUGCAUGGAGCCCCAGGCUGAGGGAGAUUGACAGUUCUUUUGUGUUUCUUCCAUUUGCGAAUAAUCGCACCAACUGUUGUCACCUUCUCACCAAGCUGCUUGGCGAUGGUCUUGUAGCCCAUUCCAGCCUUGUGUAGGUCUACAAUCUUGUACCUGACAUCCUUGGAGUGCUCUUUGGUCUUGGCCAUGGUGGAGAGUUUGGAAUCUGAUUGAUUGAUUGCUUCUGUGGACAGGUGUCUUUUAUACAGGUAACAAGAUGAGAUUAGGAGCACUCCCUUUAAGAGUGUGCUCCUAAUCUCAGCUCGUUACCUGUAUAAAAGACACCUGGGAGCCAGAAAUCUUUCUGAUUGAGAGGGGGUCAAAUACUUAUUUCCCUCAUUAAAAUGCAAAUCAAUUUAUAACAUUUUUGACAUGCGUUUUUCUGGAUUUUUUGUUGUUAUUCUGUCUCUCACUGUUCAAAUAAACCUACCAUUAAAAUUAUAGACUGAUCAUUUCUUUGUCAGUGGGCAAACGUACAAAAUCAGCAGGGGAUCAAAUACUUUUUUCCCUCACUGUAUCAGAUUAAUAUUUAAUAUUGUGUGUUCAUAUAUUGUCUUUCAUGUUGAAACUCACAUCUCACUAACUUUAGUUAUUGUCUCUUGUUUUACCUAUGUAGGCACAGGGCUGUUUGUGAUGGCCGUGUCUCAGUGGAUGUUCUGUGCUGCAGUGCUGCUCCUCCUCAUCCAGGGGCUCCAGUGUUCUCCCACUCCCCCUGCUUGUCCUGAGCCCUGCCUUUGUCAGAGAGGUCUGCUAAACUGUUCCUCCAUUGGCCUUUCCCAGGCCCAACAACAUAUUCCAUCCACUGUCACUGAACUAGAUCUAUCCCACAACCUGCUGAACUCCCUUACCCCCUCGUGGCCAAGUUGGGGGCUUAAGAAUCUAUGGCUUGGACACAACAGCAUCACACACCUGUCUCUGUGUGUUCGGAGGACCUGGAGGGGUAAACAUUGGAAAGUCCCCCUCUCACAUAGCAGAGGGAGAUGUGUGUCCUGGGCCCCGGCUCUGCAGCUGCUGUCUGCUGAGAUGAACCAGCUAGAGAUGAUCCCUGAGGGUGAGUCUCUUUCACACACACUCACACACAAAUACAUAAGGAAUUGCUUCGCUGUACUAUAGAUGUAGUUACACUAAUCAUGAACAGGUGACUUUGCCUAACACAUAAAUAAGCACACAUGCUCACACACACGCAUUCACACCCAUACUCUUAUGAAUGAUUAUCCUUAAUAAUUAGGACCUUGCUCUAUUAGAAAAUUAUUAAACCAGCCCUGCCAAUCACAAAAUGAAUUUGACAAAUCAUUGCACAAUCUUCAGCCAAUCCUAGAGGCUAUUUACUGACAUUCCAAUGGCUCAUAAGAGGGUGUAAAAGUGCAAUGAUUGUGUUUUAAAAGAGGGCAACGCCUCAAUCAUCAUUUUAAAGUAGUAUUUAAUCUCUAUUUGUUAACAUUCCAUCAGAGGAGUUGAACCUUUGUGUUUUAUAUGUAUUCACUGGUGAUUGUGAGUGUUUUCUCCUAGUUUGAGGUUUGUGAGGACUGUGGGCAGUUAUGUGAGCUCUAUGAGACAGACAGAGUGCUCUCUAUGCUGCUUGAUAUUCUGCUCACAGUCUCUCAGUGCUCCUCUAAUGAAGCCCAGACCCACAAUGUCUCACUUCAGCUUAGCAGUCUCAGCCUAGUGAAAAGAGGAGACCGCAGGAGAGACUGAAUAUCAUAGUGUGAAAUAAGUGCUGUCAACAGAAACUGCUUGGCUUUAAUCAAUCAUAACAGUACACAUAUUUCUACCCAACCCCAGUGAUUUGUUUGUAGUCCCGGGCAGUGGUGUAAAGUACUUAAGUACAAAUACUUUAAAGUGCUACUUAAGUCAUUUUUGGGGGGUAUCUAUACUUUACUAUUUAUAUUUUUGACAACUUUUACUUUUAAUUCACUACAUUCCUAAAGAAAAGAAUGUACUUUUUACCCCAUUCAUUUAUCCUGACACCCAAAAGUACUUGUUACAUUUUGAAUGCUUAGCAGGACUUGAAAAUGGUCCAAUUCACACACUUAUCAAGAGAACAUCCUUGGUCAUCCCUAUUGCCUCUGAUCUGGCAGACUCACUAAACACAAAUGCUUUGUUUGUAAAUUAUGUCUUAGUGUUGGAGUGUGCUCCUGGCUAUCCGUAAAUAAAUACAAAACAGGAAAAUUAUGGCGUUGGUUUGCUUAAUAUAAGCAAUUUGAAAUGAUUUAUACUUUUACUUUUGAUACUUAAGUAUAUUUUUGGGUAACACUUUACUUGACACCCAGUGUCAUAACACAAUAUGACAUGCUUAUAACCAUGUCAUAAUAUGUCAUAACAGCUGACAUAACGUGUCAUAACCUGUCAUAAUAUGGUCAUAACACUGUCAUGACCCAUAUAUUUACACCCGUUGUGACAUAUAUUGCGUUAUUUUAUGGCUGGUUAUGAGACCACAUUUAUUCAAAUUAGUUUGUCCCCUGCCAAGAAGUUUCCUUCUGUUUAAAAGUUAGUUUCUUAAAUCCUUUGUUGUUGGUGGAAUUAAUUAUUUAGUCAUGUUUUUUUUUUCAUCAUAUUUUAAAUAGCUUGUAGAAAAUGCACUUUAUGGCACCGUCAUGAAGCAUUAUGACCAUCCUGUGUCAUUUUACUAGGACUAAGAAAAUACACUUUAUGACACUGUCAAGAAGCAUCAUAAUCAUAUAAGCUAGAUAGGCCUAUCACAUACAUGCCCUUAUGUCAGUCAUCAGUUAAAAAGAGGGUGUCUUGUCCUGUUCCUUAAAUCUGCUCCUGCAUUCAUCCCAGUCAUCAGCAACAGAGCAUUGGGGUGUGCGCAAUUACAAUUAUAAUUUAAUAUGGUCAAUAAAAAAACAAAUAUAUACAACACAAACAUACUGUUGACACGUAGGCUAUGAUGUAAUGGAAUGUUUUGCCUUGUGUGGUAGGUUUUGUGGAUUUUGACACUUAUGUAGGUGUCAUAACCAGCCAUACAAUAACUACUGUGGUAGGUUUUGUGGGUUUUUACACUCUUUUGUAGGUGUCAUAACUAGCCAUAAAAUAACGCAAUAUAUGUCACAACAGGUCUAAAUAUGUGUCAUGACAGUGUUAUGACCAUAUUAUAACAGGUUAUGACAAGUUAUGUCAGCUGUUAUGACAUAUUAUGACAUGGUUAUGACCGUAUCAUAAUGUGUUAUGACGCUAGGUGUCAAGUAAAGUGUUACCACCAAAUACUUUUAGACUUUUACUCAAGUAGUAUUUUACCGGGUGCCUUUAACUUUUACUUGAGUCAUUUUCUAUUAAGGUAUCUUUACUUUUACUCAAGUAUGACGAUUGGGUACUUUUUCCACCACUGGUCCCAGGACAGAAUAUUCAGUGUAUAGUUAAAAACAAAAUGGUUACAAGUACUCUACAAUGUUAUUGUCAAUUACUCAAAUACUGUUGGCCCCAGGUCUUGUUAUACAUUCUAGUAAAAAGACCACUGGGUCAUUAUGUUAUCACCACACCGUAGAAGUGUCACCAUAAUGGCCCAGGGAAGUAAACACUACAGUGUGUACACUAGAGUAAAUUAUAUUAUUAUAUAUUAUAUUAUAGAGUAAACAGUGGGAGGAAACCCUAUCAGUGCCUGUAGUUCAGUCCUGACAGGUAUAGGCAGCAGUACGGACAUGUAAGGGCAGGUAUUCAUUCAUCUCAGGCUGGUAUGCUGCUCGUAAAGCUCUAGGAGGAAUGUCAGGCUGCUGCCCAUGUAUAGAACAGUACAAAGGUGAGCAGGGGACUCACACCUUUCAAAUACCAUCCUCUGUGCAUUUAUACAGAGGACAAACACGGGCCGUCCCAGUCAUCUGUGUAAUUACACCACUGUUACUCUAAUGUGUUUGUCUUUUGUUUUUCAGGCCUGGGAGGCAGUGAGUUGCUACAGGUGCUGCAGCUCUCCCACAACAUGAUCUCUGACCUGCGACCUGGAGACCUGAGCAGGUGCCCCCUUCUGAGAGAGCUCCACCUGCAGCACAACCGUAUCUCCAGCCUCCACCCACUGGCACUCAGGGACCUGCCGGAGCUCAGGGUAACUAUACACACCAGCCAUUUUGUUAUCCUUUUCUUCCCACCUGACCAGAUUUUUGAUAUUCAUGUUCAUAAUGUCAUCCUUCAAGGUCCUGGAUCUGAGCUUCAACUUGUUGACCACGAUCACUCCAUCAGCCUACCUGACGCUGCGUAAACUGAAUGCCCUGGUGGAGGUGAGUGGGAACAGGUGGAGGUGUGACUGCAGCCUGCGGAGCUUGAGGAGGAAGAUGACCUAUGACAGGGACAGGGCCCUGCAGCAGACCUGGAGGGGGGUGAUGUGUUCCUCCCCCUCCACCCACGCAGGUAGAGACCUGUUACACCUGGAGGACAGUGACCUCACCUGCUCUACUGCUGAGAACAGGGUGGGGCUCCACCAGGAUGUGACAGCGGAUAAAGGGACAGAGAUCCUGCUGCCCUGUGGCUCUUCAAAGGAAGGUAACACACUUCUUUCAUUUCUGAUACAUUACACCAGGGUACUUAAUUGUUACCCAGAAAUAAUUUGAUAUUGAUAUAAAAACAGCUGCAUUGGACCUUUCAUUUCUGUUUGUGUGUGAUGAGUAUAUGGCUAACAACCAUAAGAAUUGUAAUCACGCUUGGCUUUAUAACAGUAUCCCACUGUUUGUGAUUUGUUCUAGAUUCAACAUGGUGGACGCCCAAUGGACAAGUUCCUGGGAGCCAGGCAGGCCUGCUGAUCAGUGAUAUCACAGAGCGAGAUGCAGGACUGUACGUGUGCGUCUCUGGGCCAGACGAGGAGUCUGUGUCUGUAUUCGACCUGCGCGUUCACAAGACACAGAGGAAAACCAGAGACACUAGGAGUUUACACAGGGAGCGGCUACAGAUUAACCCAGAGUUAGGCAGCAUCCAGAGGGAAAGUCAGGAGACAGACCUGAACUCUCUAGACCUCCACAGGGCUAUCCAGAGAACACAGUCUGACCUGGUCCUGGCUGUCUGCCUGUCUGUGUUCAUCACCUUCCUGGUAGCAUUUGUACUUGGUGCUCUGACCAGACCUCUCCUGGACGCUCUCUGGAGGAGGUGCUGUAGGUGCUGUAACCGUACCAAGCAAAGCCCCUCCCCACCCGAGUCGGUCUCCUAUGCUGGGCGGGCCCCCUACGACAACGAGGCCUAUUCAGAUGAGGAGGAGCAGGAGGAACUAGGGACACACAGGGAGAGGAGAGUGACAUUUAGCGGCCAUCCUUCAGAACUAAGGGAUCAGAAUAGCAUUCCAUACUAUGAUACUGUGGCCAAUGGCAGACAGGACAACCUUGUUGGGGAAUAUGAUGCAACAUAUGAGAAUGUUCAGGAGAAGGAUACCUCACACCCCUCCCUUGAGGUCUAUCACCCGCCUGAGGAGGAGAAGCCUAGGGCACGGGACUCAGUCAGCUCAGGAAGCUCCCAACAUGACAGCCCAGAGACAGACACUCACAGUAGAGACAGAGACCUCUCUGAUAUCUCUCUGGGUGAACCACAAGGGGGCGCUUACCCAGUCCAUACCCACGGCAUGGAGUUUAAAUCCAUCCCUGACCCAGAUGAGUUGCAGGGGUGUCGAAGCUCAUCUGUGUCUUCACACUCUGACCAGGACAGUCCAGAUAGGGGUCAGGAUAUGGACUGGCCCAAAGACAAUUUGGCUCAGAGAUUGGAGGAGGCGCACAAGACCCGGAAUAAUCCCUGGGAGCGUCAAUCCCCCCAGAAGGAAGACGACUCCUUUGAGCGGAGUUCAGAUGUACCUACGGUUAAACCAGUUGAUGUGCCACAGAUCAAUAUUGGCAGAGUGGGUGAGAUCCCUGGAUUUACCGCUGAGCCCUUUGCUGAUUGGAAAUCAAACAUGGCAGAUCCCAACCCAAUGGAUCCUGAGCUGUGGAACGACAGCGGAGAGAGCUUUGAGUUCCCUGAUUCCAUCCGAAGUGCAUCGGCACGGUCCAGUAGUCAAGAUCUCUCAGGUUCUGCUUUUGCCGAUCAGUUGAGAAAAGAGUAUGAACAAGCGCAGAAUAAAGAAACGCUUGUAAAAGACCAGAGGGAGAAUGAUAAGUCUAGCUCCAGCAGCUCAAGUGACAGUGGCAAUGAACCUACAGAGUACACUGUGAACCCAGAGACGAAGGUAGUGAAGGAGAAGGAGAUUGUCCAGGAUGCACUGCUUACACAUGAUAGCACCCCAGACCCUGCUGCAGUGAACCCCUAUCUCAAAAAUGAUGUCAGUUCGGAUACGCAGCACUAUAAGGACCCAGUCAGUCCCUCUCCAGAUGAGGAAGGAUUUAAUGUGAGUGAACUGAGACAGAAAGUUCAACGCUCUCCUGUGUUUUCAGAGCACUCUGAUUCGUCCAGUGAUUGUAGGGAUGAACCCACAAAGUACACAUUAAACAAGGAGAGCGAUGAGGAAGAGGAGGAUGAAGCUCAAGUCCCAGAUGUCACACACAAAGAUCCAUCUCUCAGUCUUGGAGAUAUUAAUGUAUCUUUGGCCCCAAGGAAAGCUCUCAAUAUUGGCUUCUCCAAGGAGGGUUUUCAAUAUCAACCAGAGCCUGAGACCAGGUCGACUGGCUUGGAUCUAACCACCCAGAGUGCAAUCAGCACAAAGGAGCCCCUUCCCCAACCUUCAUUGCCCUCAGAUGUGGCAAGGGAUGAAGACCCACCAGUUUCAGUCUACAUCCCCAGACUCAGUAAGCGUCUAGAUAUCCAGCCUCCUCAGAAAGCUUCACCUGCUCCCCCAAAAACACCACCAACCUCUGAAUCCUCUUCCAGCAGUGAGAGUAAAGAUGAGACUACAGAUAACUCAGUGAAACUUGACAGAGAGGUCCCAGAUGUCUCACAUAAUAAUUCAUUUCUCAGUCUUGGAGACAUUAAUGUCUCUUUGGCGCCAAGGAAAGCUCUCAAUAUCGGCUUCUCCAAGCAAGGUUUUCAAUAUCAACCAGAGCCUGAAAACAGGUCGACUGGCUUGGGUCUUUCUUUCCAGAGUGCCAUCACCCCAAAGGAGCCUUCAUUGCCCUCAGACGGGACAACGGCUGGAGAGUCUCCAGCUCCAUUCUAUAUCCCCAGCCUCAGGAGACGUCUGGAUAUUCAGCCUCCUCAGGACACUCCACUUGCUGCUCCACAAACACCACCACCCUCUGGUUCACCCUCUUCCAGCAGUGAGAGUGAGGAUGAGACUACAAUUAAUCAGAAGAGAGAGGAGAUAGCUAAGGUCCCAGAUUCAUCUUUCAUUCCCGCAGGCAUUGAUGUCUCUUUUGCUCCAAGGAAAGCACUCAAUAUUGGCUUCUCCAAGGAGGGUUUUCAAUAUCAAUCAGAGCCAAAUUCGUCUGGCAUGGGCCUAACCUCCCAGAUUGCCAUCAGUACAAAGCAGCCCCUUCCCAAAUCUUCAAUUCCCUCAGAUGGGACAAGGGAUGAAGAGUCUCUAGUUCCACUCUAUAUCCCCAGAUUCAGGAGACAUGUGGAUAUUCAGCCUCCUCAGGAGACUCCACCUGCUGCCCCACGAACACCACCACCCUCUGGUUCGUCCUCUUCCAGCAGUGAGAGUAAGGAACUUGACAGAGAGGUCCCAGAUGUCACACACAAGGAUCCAUUUCUCAGUCUUGGAGACAUUAAUGUCUCUAUAGCCCCAAGGAAAGCUCUCAAUAUCGGCUUCUCCAAGGAGGGUUUUCAAUAUCAACCAGAGCCUGAGACAAGGUCGCCUAGCUUGGGUCUCUCCUCUCAGAGUGCUAUCACCCCAAAGGAGCCGCUUCCCCAAAAUCGAUUGCCAGAAGGGACAAGGGCUGGAGAGUCUCCACUCGAUAUCCCCAGCCUCAGGAGACGUUUAGAUAUUCAGGCCCCUCAGGAAACUCCACCUGCUUCCCCAGGUUCACGCCCACCUGCUGGUUCAUCCUCUUCCAGCAGUGAGAGUGAGGAUGAGACUACAAUUAAUCAGAAGAGAGAGGAGAUAGCUAAGGUCCCAGAUUCAUCUUUCAUUCCCGCAGGCAUUGAUGUCUCUUUUGCUCCAAGGAAAGCACUCAAUAUUGGCUUCUCCAAGGAGGGUUUUCAAUAUCAAUCAGAGCCAAGUUUGACUGGCAUGGGUCUAUCCUCCCAGAUUGCCAUCAGUACAAAGCAGCCCCUUCCCAAAUCUUCAAUUCCCUCAGAUGGGACAAGGGAUGAAGAGUCUCUAGUUCCACUCUAUAUCCCCAGAUUCAGGAGACAUGUGGAUAUUCAGCCUCCUCAGGAGACUCCACCUGCUGCCCCACGAACACCACCACCCUCUGGUUCAUCCUCUUCCAGCAGUGAGAGUGAAGAUGAGACUACAAUGAACCAAAAAAGAGAAGAGGAGAAAGCUAAGGUCCCUGAAGUCACAUAUAAGUAUCCAUCUCUCAGUCCUGGAGACACACCCAUUAAUGUCUCUUUUGUUCCAAGGAAAGCUCUCAAUAUUGGCUUCUCCAAGGAGAGUUUUCAAUAUCAACCAUCAGAGUCAAAGUAUGAGAGUAUCACCACCACAAAUGAUAGAGGCUUUCAGGAAGACACCAAGCCUGCUCCCAAACUGUCUUUGCCCAAAACAUCAAGCCUUUCCUCCGCCUCCUCAGACAGGGCGAGAGCUGAGGAGCCACCAGUUCCACUCUACAUUCCUGGACUCCGGAGGCAUCAGAAUAUCCAGCCCUCUCAGGAUGCUCCACUUGCCAAAUCGUCCUCUGCUAGCAGUGAGAAUGGAGAUGAGCUUACAGAACACACAAAGAAACCAGGGAGAGACGUCACAGAUUUCUCGCUCAGUCCUGGGGACACACCCAUUAAUGUCUCCUUCACCCCAAGAACUGCUCUCAAUAUCGGCCUUUACAACCCAGCCAGUACCACAGAUGAGGUAGAGAGGAAGACCGGAGCAGAGGACAGGUGGGAUAGGCCAGGGCUUGGUGGUCUGAAGGCGCUGUCAGAGACACAAAGGUGGGACACAAAGGACAGUUCUACAAACAUGAAUGUUUCUUUCUCUCAAAUGAGUGCUCUCAAUAUCAACUCAGACAGCAGCACAGAUGAGGUGGGCAGGAGAGCCAGAGCAGACUACAGCAGCCCCUUUCUAGAGGGCACCAUUAGCAGAAAGGACGGAGGCUUUGAGGAAGAAACCAAUCCCUCUCUCAAACUGUCUUUGCCUAAAACAUCACGUUUUUUCUCCACUUCCACUGAUGAGGCGAGGCAUAGAGAGUCUCCACUCCAAAUCCCCCGCCAUAGGAGGCGUCUAGUUGUAGACAUUCAGCCCCCCCUGGCUCCACCUGCUGCCCCAGGAACACCAUCACCUUUCCCAGAGGGAGAAGAGGCAGCUGGUUCUGGAUGGAAGAGCAGGGGACAACAGAGGAGGAGAGCCAUGGAUGGAUUUGGCCGUACCGCCAUGACACAGGAAGAUGAGGGAGAGAGGAGCUAUAUGGGGUUAUUGGCUGCUAAACCAUUCGGCACAGCUCGUCAGUAUCAGAGCAUUACCUCAGAGACCAUUAUGACCACACAGCAUAGUGAGAUCUCUGAGAGGGAUGGUUCUGACCUGACCUUCUCCACUGUGAGACACAGUGAGGCU